GGGUCUGGGUCUGGGUCUGGGUCUGGGUCUGGGUCUGGGUCUGGGUCUGGGUCUGGGUCUGGGUCUGGGUCUGCCGGAGUGAGUCGCUGCUGUCGGGCCGUCGCGGCGGACGGCUCCCGGAGCGGCUCCCGGAGCGGUUCCUGAGGCUGCGGGAGCGCCCUGAGGGCCGCUGCCCGUGAGGAGAUCCGUGUGUCCCCCGGGCCGAGCGCCCCGCGGCCGGCGGCGAUGUCGGGGUUCGAGAGCUUCAACACGGAGUUCUUCCAGACCAGCUACAGCAUCGACGAGCAGGCGCAGCCCUACGAGUACGGCGGGAGCCCCUACGGCAGGCAGUAUGGAGGCUACGAGUACUCUCAACAAAGUGGAUUUGUCCCUCCCGAGAUGAUGCAGCAGCAGCCUUACACAGGGCAGAUUUACCAGCCAACACAGACAUACACUUCAACUUCAGCACAGUCGUUCUAUGGAAGUAAUUUUGAGGAUGAACCUCCUCUAUUAGAAGAACUUGGGAUCAAUUUUGAGCACAUAUGGCAAAAAACUUUAACAGUUCUGCACCCGUUAAAAGUAGCAGAUGGCAGCAUAAUGAAUGAGACUGACUUGGCUGGACCAAUGGUCUUCUGUCUAGCUUUCGGAGUCACAUUGUUACUGGCUGGCAAAAUUCAGUUUGGCUACGUGUAUGGAAUAAGUGCAAUUGGAUGCGUAGGGAUGUUCUGUCUCCUGAACCUGAUGAGCAUGACGGGUGUCUCAUUUGGCUGUGUCGCCAGUGUCCUUGGAUACUGUCUUCUUCCUAUGAUCCUGCUCUCCACUUUUGCCAUUGUAUUUUCAUUGCAGGGAGUGAUGGGAAUUAUCUUCACAGCUGGGAUCAUUGGCUGGUGCAGCUUUUCUGCUUCCAAAAUCUUUAUUUCUGCCUUAGCAAUGGAAGGACAGCAACUUCUAGUAGCAUAUCCCUGUGCUUUAUUGUAUGGGGUCUUUGCUCUCAUUUCUGUGUUCUGAAUAGACUGUCCAAAUCAUUGGACUCCAGUGGGCCAAACUGAAGACAUCAACUUGGGAUAUUUCAUUGGACCAGAAGCAGCUGCAAACACCUGUAUAGUGGGGACAUCACAAAAUUAGACCGGGUUUAAACCAUCUGGAAAAUGGAAACAAAUGUCUUGUGUUCACUUUUUUAGAACUUUGAAUACUGUUCUCAAUUGACCUGAGGUGUCUAUAGCUUUAAUAAGUGUUCAUGCCUAUCAAGUUAAUGUAAUUUUUUUUUCCCAUUCCUAUAUCUUCAGAAAAGUAACUUUCUGUUGUUUAUGCAAGAUGGGGGGGGAGGGGAGAGUUCAGGUUUUGAGGGGAUUGAAGGAGAGGGGAGGGAGAAGGGUUACAGGCUGUAAGAUUUUUUUCUUAGAAGAAGUAAACAAAGCCACAGACAGUGUGGGACUGGCAUUCUCUUUGAAUAAAUCUGCAGUAAUAAACUAUUACUCUCCCCUAUUGCCAGGUGCACGGAACGUAUGCAAUUACUUCCUCUAUUUUAACAAAUACGCUCUUAAGUUCUUUAGUCUCAUUUAUGUGUUCAUUUGAUGUGAUAGUAUUUCAGGAUGUCAGAAACUGAAAUCAUGAGUUAGAAAACAGAUGCUUUAAAACUUGAAGUUUCUGUGAUUCUGUCACACUUGAAAUACGAAUACAUCUGGAUGUGGAAGUAGCUCUGUGUUAACUUGAAUUUCUGAAGACUUCAACUAGAGGUUUUUUUCCUAAUGGUGCACAAAUUAGUAGACAGAGUUAAUCUCUUGAAGUACUUCCAAGGAAAACACCAUUUUGAAAAUGCUUGUCAGUAUUGUAGUUACUGUAAAAGUAAUUUAAGGCACAUCGAUUAAAUUUUCCUUAGAUUUUGAAAAUGGUGUUUGCUUCUUCCAGCUUUUAUUUUUGAAUGAACUUCAGUUACAAAAAUAAACUUUCAUAUAGCAGCAAAAUCAUA
Coturnix japonica (Japanese quail) is the source of this 1948-nucleotide messenger RNA. RefSeq names its product Yip1 domain family member 5 (gene YIPF5). Gene Ontology annotation, biological process: endoplasmic reticulum to Golgi vesicle-mediated transport; regulation of ER to Golgi vesicle-mediated transport; vesicle fusion with Golgi apparatus. Gene Ontology annotation, cellular component: membrane; trans-Golgi network. The record is from RefSeq and is a predicted model, not a curated record. NCBI's taxonomy places the organism in Eukaryota, Metazoa, Chordata, Aves, Galliformes, Phasianidae.